AUGAGGCUACAUAGAAAUCAUUAAGGAGCUAUACAGAUGUUAAAAACAAAAAUAGAAUCCUAUGAGCAUCGUCAUAAAUAACAAAUACUUUGUUAAUUAUUCCCAGAUACUCCAAUGUUAUUAAUUUUGACUAAUUUAAUAGUAAAUGGAUUAAACCCCACUUAGAUAAAGUAAUUUUCACAUCUUAUCAUUUGAAUUAAACUCUAUUUAGUAAGAAUCAAAAACCCACUCAUGUUUAUUAUAUCAUAGAAGGUGAAGUAAGAUUAGAGGAAACAUAAAUAGAAAGGAGAAAACAUUAAAAUGAAAUGUUUGCUUCUACAUGCAUGGCAAAAAGUAGAACUUUACUUAUUAUAUCUGCUGGCUCAUUAGUAGGAGUAUGAUUAUUAUCUAAUUUUAGGAAAUUGAAGCAUUACAUGAAAAACCAUAUCAAACAACAGCCAAAAGCAAUGUUCAUUAUAGUAAAAUACUUUUAAUUCCUGAAACAAUCUAUAUAGAUUUAAAAAAAUAAGAUGAAUUGUAUUAAAGCACUGAAACACAACAUUUAAAGGAUUAACUCAUUUUAAAGAAGAUAAAUUAGUUAAAGAAUCGAUUAGAAUUAUAAGAGGUAUCUCCAGAAAGAGAUUUAUCUCCAUAGACUAAGAUUAGCAGAGAAGACUUUAUAGUCUAAUAAAAUAAAAGAAUAUAGAAGAAACGAAAUUUUGAAUUUAUAAAUUUAACACCAGAAGCUCCUUUGUUUUCUGUUAAAAAAAUAAAACGAGUAGCUGCUCCUGAUGAUAAACCAGAAAAUAGAGCAAGAUCUAUAUCAGCUCCUACUAAAGCUAAAAUGUUAUCUACUAUAAAAAGUAUAAAUAGUAUUGAUAAAAUAUCAAAACCUGAAGAGAUUACCAGAUCUCGUGCUAAUAUAAUAAAUUUUGGAGAAAAAUGUAGACCUGCUUCUCGAAUUUUUUGGUAAUAAAUAUUUCAGAAACUUUGA
Paramecium pentaurelia is the source of this 973-nucleotide messenger RNA. NCBI's taxonomy places the organism in Eukaryota, Ciliophora, Oligohymenophorea, Peniculida, Parameciidae. The record is from the annotation of a GenBank genome assembly.